Zea mays is the source of this 786-nucleotide messenger RNA. RefSeq lists its product as uncharacterized. The transcript has a single exon. Lineage: Eukaryota; Viridiplantae; Streptophyta; Magnoliopsida; Poales; Poaceae. The coding region runs from base 106 to 441 and encodes 111 amino acids. The record is from RefSeq and is marked provisional.
CACCUCGAAAGCAACAGCAAGUCAGCAACCUACCUAGCUAGAGCUAUCACUAUCAGUAUCAGGUACCUAGAGCUAGCAGCAGCCACACCCACACCGUACGUCGGCAUGGCUAGGUGGUCGUCGUCAGCUCUGGUCGCCGUCCUCGUGGUCCUGGCCGCGGCGGUGGCGUGCUCCGCGGCGCGCCCCGUCCCCGCGCAGCAGCAGCAGCAGGCGGGAGAGGACGUGAAGCGGCCGGACACGCUGCACGAGGGGACGGUGCUGAUCCCGGGGAUGGGGCGCUACGAGAUCGGCAGCCACUACAUCCCGGACAUCGGCGGGCUGGACCACAGCAUCCCCGCCGCCACCCACGGCCAGUUCCUCCCCGGCGCCGACGACACCUGGGUGCCCAACCCCGGCUUCGAGGUCCCCAACCCCUUCAUGCCCGGCGCGGCCACUCCCUGAACACGUACCCGCGCUGGCGAAGGUGGCUCUCGGUCGAUCUGAUCGUCGCGCGCCGCCGCCCGCCCUGAACGAAUAAUACUACUAGCUACUACUCGCUCUGCUACGUAUUAGCUAGCCGUGCUUGCCUGCUGCAUGUACGCAUGUCUUCGUGUGGCCUGUCCCACGUCUCUCUUCUAGUCUCUGUGCACUUUACGCUCCAGUGAAGUUACUGAAGUGUGCGCGCGCGAUGCGUAGCAGAUCUUUUGGGCCGGUAGUUGUUGCUGGAAGUGUACGUAGUAUGUAGCCGCUUGUUUCUUGGCCACUAUAUAUUAUUACAAAUAAAGUUUGAUGGAUGUAGUUAUGGGC